AUGUCGAAUGAGACAGAGCUGGCCUUAGUGCCGUCAGAGGGGCAGGAGCAUGACGCAGCACCUUCAUCCGUAGACCCCUUGGAGUUCCUUGGGCAGACAGAAGAGGGGGCACGCUUCAGGCAAAUCUUAGCAGAGAGGCCCGGUUGGGUGCAAAGGGUUAUCGGCGAUGCUCUCCGCCAGGAAGUUCAGCACUCGUUCGCGAGGAUUGCUGAACAGGCUGAGGCGGCCAAGCGAGUUGUCAGCGAGCUGCGGGAGAUGUGUGGGUCCGACGAUGCUAUUGCGGUUGCCGAGCUGGCCAAGGAGUUGCACGAGUCCAAACUUUCUGCUCUGAAACGGGAGGCUCAGAAAAUGAAAGAGGAGCUUGAUCAUCUGAAGCGUGACCUUGCCGAAGGUAAAUGGAGCAUUGUGGAGAGUCGAGCGAGGCGUUUGGUAAAUCAAGCCGAGCGCUUCAGAGACAGGUAUGAGCAGUUGCACCCCAGGCUGCAGCGACUUCAGCAGAAGAUGCUCGAGAUUGCUGAAAAGUGCACAGCAAAGGCUCAAGAGUCGAACGAGCUGAUUGCAGAGGCCCAGAGCCGACAACAGUGGUGGUCGAGGAUGGUUUCUGGAACGUGUCUAGGCCUCGUCGUGAUCGGUGGUCUGCUAACCCUCGGUGGUGCAGUUGGCACUGUUGUGGUGGGAUCAAGUGUAGGGUGCCUUCCCGGGACGAUUUGGGGAGUUGUAGCUUUAUUGACAGCAGUGGGUCAGGUUGCCACAGCGAUUCGGAACGCCUGUGGAGGCCCAGUAGCAGCGGUGUCAGCAACAACACUGGCAGCGGCCAACUUCGCUAGCUCCACUAUCUUUGACACACUUUCCAAGGUUGUUGUCAAUACCGUUGCUUGGACAAGCAGGGCAGCCAUGAUAUUGCCAGUCUUUUGGAUCGGAUGUGCCCUGGUUUUGCUGGGACAGGCCGGGCGGGACCUUCUGAUGAGCUUGCUGCAACGCACGUGGGACGCAGAAAUCCGAGGACACGAAGAUGCCAAGACAUGGUUCGAGAAGAUAGGCCAGGGAGCCAGGGAGGCUGCCGCCAAGUUGGAAGCUGCCUCUGAGAGCAGUGACACCUUGCGACAGUGUGCUGACAUGGUGGCAGACGCCGCAGACGAGCUUGCUGGCACGGCGCAGGAUGCUAAAGCGUUUGCCGAAGGUUCUGAGGAGCUGUUUGGUGAGAUAGCAAAAAUGAAAAGUCAGGUUCAUAAACUUUGCGAGAGAUAUGAACAGCUCCCGGCAGCCAUUGAUGAGCUGCAGCGAGCCGUUGCAGACUUGGCUUCCAAUGGUCACCUCUCGUUGGAAGCAGGCGAUGGUCACGCAAGUUUGCAGGAGCCAUAUGGAGAGGACCGCGCGCUAGAAGAGGGCAUUGGUCAUGCCAGUUUGCGCGAGGCAGGUAGCGAGGAUCACAUCUCGCACGAGAGCCUCGCCAUGUCAGCAACUGCCCCUGCAGAGUCAGCCGAUGUUGUCGAUGGAUGGAUUCUCGUGAAGUCCUCAUCCGGAGAUGAUGGCGAUUGCCUGCCCCUGAACACAUACAUUCUUGUGCCAGUGGAGAUGGCCGCGAGACUCGGUGCGCUUCCUGCAGCUGGACCUGCAGGAAACCGCAUCUGUGAGCUGCGGUCCCGGGGAAUCUCCGAGCGGCUCAUGUCCGUUGUGUCCGUGGGUGGAGCUCUGCAUCGCAUGACGGCAGGCCAUCCCUUCAGAGUGCUUCGGUCCGGGUCAUGGAUCCACGAGGCGGCCUCCUCAUUGAGCGAAGGAGAUAUCCUCACCACCCCAGUUGGAGGGACUGCCGUGGAUGCAAUGCCAAGUGUUUCGAUGAACGCCGAAGAAGUCUUUGAGCUGCAGACCCAGGAGCAGGGAGAAGAGAUCUACAUCUUCACCAGCACUCCGGGCAGAGAUGGUGCUCCGAUGUCCCUGAGCGGUGUGGCCGUCUUGGGCAGUGCUGGACCCAAGACCAGGUGUGCCUCCGCUCCACCCCGUCUGUACCACUUGCCCUCACAGGGCUCCCGCCUCUGCAAAGGGGGAACCCGUUGCAGCAACGUCUGCCGAAAUUUCAUCAAAGGCCGCUGUCUGCGCGGCCAGGACUGCUCCUUUUGCCACCGCUCGCACCCGGAGGAGCCGAAACGGCCAGCACGCGGCAGAAGAGAUGAUGCGUGA
Molecule: messenger RNA, 2178 nt
Organism: Symbiodinium sp. CCMP2592
Lineage: Eukaryota; Dinophyceae; Suessiales; Symbiodiniaceae
Source: the annotation of a GenBank genome assembly